AUGGCGCUCGAACUACAAUUUUGCAACUGUACCAUGCCAACCCACGAAUAUUCCGCAGUUUACGCUCGAAAUCUCUGCGAAUUCACUGAUUUCAAGAGCUGCGAAGAGGCCGUGGUCUCUCACAACAUCUCGGAUCGAUGUCAGAAGAAAUGUCGACUUGGCUGCAAUGACGUCAUUUAUGACGUCAAACUGGCGGGACUCGCCAAAAUAGAACAACCUAGCCCAGAGAUCCACAAGUCUUCCCUGAUCAUCUCGUUUGCGACAUCCAGCGUAGAAAUCUACAGAUACAGUCAAGCCCUCGGUCCGGAGGUCACCCUCGGUUACCUGAGCGGAUACAUUGGAGUUUGGACCGGCAUGUCUUUCGUCGGGCUCCUCCACGGCUGCUUCCGCCGCCUUCUCGGGACAAAUCGUCCUGAUUGA
Messenger RNA from Galendromus occidentalis (western predatory mite), 420 nucleotides. RefSeq lists its product as uncharacterized. NCBI's taxonomy places the organism in Eukaryota, Metazoa, Arthropoda, Arachnida, Mesostigmata, Phytoseiidae. The transcript is spliced from 5 exons. The record is from RefSeq and is a predicted model, not a curated record. Bases 1 to 420 code for a protein of 139 amino acids.